UUGGAGCCAAUGUGGCUGCCAUUUUAUGCAAUGUAAUCGAGACUCAUUUUGAUGAGCGGAAUUCGUACGUUAGUAAUUCUAACGACUUUCUAGAAUGACGCAGUUUUUACCACCGAAUUUGUUGGCAUUAUUCGCGCCACGUGAUCCGAUUCCGUAUCUACCACCGGCCAGCAAGCUUCCGCAUGAGAAGAAGAACAGCGGCUACAUCGGCGUCGGAGGCUUCCUCAAAUAUUUCGAGGAUCCUAAGGAUACACCACCACCAUUGCGAGUAGAGACUCGAGAGGAACGUCUGGAGCGUAGAAGAAGGGAACGUGCAGAGCAAGUUGCGUAUAAGCUUGAGCAAGAAAUUGCGGUAUGGGAUCCUGCUGGUAUUUCUAAUGUAACAGCGGAUCCCUUCAAGACUCUUUUUGUAGCUCGUAUUAAUUAUGAUACAUCAGAAUCCAAACUAAGAAGAGAAUUUGAAGUAUAUGGACCAGUAAAAAAGAUUGUAGUAAUACAUAAUACAAUUAAUGGUAAACCUAGAGGAUAUGCCUUCAUUGAGUAUGAGCACGAAAGAGAUAUGCACUCUGCGUAUAAGCAUGCGGAUGGUAAGAAAAUAGAUGGUCGCAGAGUAUUGGUCGAUGUCGAGCGUGCGAGAACGGUAAAAGGUUGGUUGCCCCGAAAACUCGGCGGCGGCCUAGGUGGCACUCGUAGGGGCGGCCCCGACGUUAAUAUCAAGCAUUCGGGACGAGAGGAUAACGAAAGAGAACGGGAACGGUAUCGCUUGGAACGCGAGAGAGAGACUUCAGGACGUGGCCUCGACAGAGACAGAGAUCGCGAUCGCUUGGAUAGAGAACGUCGCAGAUCACGCGAUCGCAAACGAAGGACUAGAAGCAGAUCGCGCGACCGUAAGCGUAGACGAAGUCGCGACCGAUUACCGGAUCCUGAUAUCGAAGAGAUCGAACGUCCGCGUGACGGGAGAGAUAGGAGAGACCGCGAUCGCGAUCGCGAUCGGGAUCGCAAAAGACGGCGCUCGCGAAGCAACGAUCGCGAUCGCGAUAGAGACCGUAAGCGGGACAAACGAGACAGGGAUCGCGAUCGUAGGGACAGGAAGGAUCGUGGUGAUCGUCAGGAUGAGGAUACGAAAGAGAUUCGAAUUAAAGAAGAACCUUUGGAUGAUUAUCCAGAUUACAGCAAUACAUUUGCGACAUCGGGCUCAUACUUUACCGCUGUCAAGUACGAAGAUGAUAACGAUCAGGAGGUGGAGGAGAAAUACCGUAUUCCGGAAAGUCGACCCGACCCACCUCCUUACAACAAUUAUGAUUCCGUACAAGAUUAUUGAUCUCAGAUAGUAUACAUAUUUUCGUCGUGUCCCUUUUUUCACAGUAAGCCGCAAUCGUCGCAUCAUUGUCGUGUUGUUUCUAUUAUUAGCAUAAUAGUAAACAAGCUCUUUCAGGAGCAAACCAAGUUAAAUGUAAAAUGUUCGAGAAGCUAUUAUAUAUAUGUCGCAGAAUUAUACAAAGUUCUAUAAAAUAUCUCAAAAAUAUUAAAUAAUUUAUUACAAUAAAAAGUAAAUAAUUAUACUUAGUAAAUGAAAUUUUGACAUAAAAACUCGUUGACAAAUUUUAUAUUGCUAUAUGUUAUGUCACAUAAAACAAUUAAUAAAUGUUGUACAAAUUGUCUCUAAAAAGAAUUAAUAGCUCUAAUUUUUAAUUUUCGCGAGGAAUUCGCAAAAAUUCUAUGUCAAAGCAGUCAUUUAUAUCGGUUCAAAGCAUCUUUUGUCUAUCGUUUUCUCUCCAUUUAUCUAUCAUUAAUAAGAUUACAUUUACAAUAAAAAAUACAUUUUUAACAUUUAUUUUAAUAGAUGAAGGAACAAUUAAAAGGAACAUUAAAAAAAUUGCAUCAUAGAUCAAGCAAAGCCUCGCGAUUUAGAAAGCACAUUUGCUGAAUUGAUUCAACUAUAUUGAUUCAGUACUAUAUAUCGUGUUAAAAUGCUAUAUGUUAAGCGUCGGCCAUCUAUAGGUGUACAUAUAAUUACAUAUGUAUAAAAAUUUAACUUCUUUAUGACUGCUAUAUGUACAUUUAUAUGCUCUAAUAAAAUAAAACGUGAAUAAUU
Messenger RNA from Cataglyphis hispanica, 2095 nucleotides. It is a transcript of the gene snRNP-U1-70K, whose product is annotated as U1 small nuclear ribonucleoprotein 70 kDa. Gene Ontology annotation, biological process: mRNA splicing, via spliceosome. The transcript has 7 exons. Bases 95 to 1321 code for a protein of 408 amino acids. The record is from RefSeq and is a predicted model, not a curated record. Lineage: Eukaryota; Metazoa; Arthropoda; Insecta; Hymenoptera; Formicidae. Gene Ontology annotation, molecular function: U1 snRNA binding; mRNA binding. Gene Ontology annotation, cellular component: U1 snRNP; precatalytic spliceosome; U2-type prespliceosome.